UGUCCUGAAGUGGCAGAAUGCGAUAGAAUAAAGAUUAAUAAAGGACACACAGCACAUAAGAGGAAAUCUACUAUUUUGAUACCUCCAACAAUUGCACCGUCUUUGUCGGAAAACUUCAACCACCCUUCCUAGACAUUGGCCCUUUUUCGAUCCGAUAUAUCCCAAAUCUCUGGGAAGGCUCAAAGAUUGUUGAUUUGUGUUCGACAUAGUGACAGCAGCAACCAUGUUUAAAGACUUCGAUUACGCAACCACCCUCCGUGGUCUAAUACUUCCUUUCGCAUAUGUCGUUGUCCUCGUCGGAUCUCUAAUAACAUUUUCUUCUUUAUAUAGAAAGCGCAUAGCAGUUAAAUCUGCGACUCUUGCGCCUUGGUUUCCACCACAUCUGCAAAGGAACAUUUACUUUUCUCUAGCCCAUCUUGAGCCAGAAGAGGGGGACGAGAAAACGCCAAAAGUACCAGCGGAGCUUAUUCGAGCGGCUUUAUUAAGAAGGGCUGUCGAAGAUAUUUACCGAAUUAUUCAUAUUAGAACAGCGAAGCAAGCAUGCAGUACCUUAUUACAGAGGGGAAGUGUUGGCGAUGAUCUAUGGCAAAGAUUCUUGAGAGCAGAGAAAGAAAUGGAAGAGGAGCUUAGGGAUGUGGUUAUGGAGGCAAAUGGAUUGGCACCGAACUGGGGACAGACAAUCUUCCAGUCCGCCAACGAAAUCUACACGAAUAAUCAGUUCAGAAAGAGCCUCGAUGACAUUCAAGCCAGAACCCAAUCUGAGAAGGAGUGGUGGGAGAAACGUCGAGCCUCAAUCCAGUCAGAAUUUAUGAAAGAGUUAGAUCAAGAAGCAGAAGCCAAGGCAUCCAAGGUUACCUCGCCAACCAAGGCCCAGAGUGUCAUGAGCGACGAGGAUGCCAUUCUAGUUCAAGGAGGAGGGCCAGCAGCUAGCGAACAAGGAAGCCCCAACAGGAAGAAGAAGGGAAAGAAAUAA
Messenger RNA from Botrytis byssoidea, 973 nucleotides. RefSeq lists its product as uncharacterized. Gene Ontology annotation, cellular component: Sec62/Sec63 complex. Gene Ontology annotation, biological process: post-translational protein targeting to membrane, translocation. The transcript has 3 exons. The coding region runs from base 224 to 973 and encodes 249 amino acids. NCBI's taxonomy places the organism in Eukaryota, Fungi, Ascomycota, Leotiomycetes, Helotiales, Sclerotiniaceae. The record is from RefSeq and is a predicted model, not a curated record.